Molecule: messenger RNA, 2165 nt
Organism: Neolamprologus brichardi
Lineage: Eukaryota; Metazoa; Chordata; Actinopteri; Cichliformes; Cichlidae
Product: inward rectifier potassium channel 2-like
Biological process (GO): regulation of monoatomic ion transmembrane transport; potassium ion import across plasma membrane
Cellular component (GO): plasma membrane
Molecular function (GO): inward rectifier potassium channel activity
Source: RefSeq, a predicted model, not a curated record
UUAUGGCAGAAUUUACAGCUCCACACGAGAAGCCAGAAAAAAAUACUAACAGAACGUCGAGAUUUAAAAAAGGGCACAGUGCGCAUAUCUGGCGCGCAUAUGGAACUUACUGCGACAAGAAACGAUCCUAUUUGCAGCCAAGAACUAACAGCCCACUUUACUAAUGAGGUCCAAGCCAGGCAUCAAAGAAGAGUGACCAGCCCUCACCAACAGUGCUCAUCACUGGUAGAGAAGCACAGACCUAGUCUCCCCCGUCCCUCACAGGACUGAGUCCUGUUUCCCACAUUUUCUGCACAAGUUUGUCCUCAAGAUCAUUUAAAACUGUUUCUCCAACGCUUCUACCAAAAACUGUUUUCCAAAGCGGAAUCGGCCCAGCCCUCCCAAGAGGAAACUAUGGGGAGUGUGAGAGGCCACCGUUACAGCAUUGUGUCCUCUGAGGAAGAUGGCAUGAAGCUAGCGAAUAUUGCCAUGCCCAAUGGCUACGGCAAUGGCAACGUCAACAAGGGGCAUACGCAGCACCAACAUCAGAGCCGCUUCGUCAGGAAGGAUGGUCACUGCAAUGUGCAGUUUAUCAAUAUGAGCGAGAAAGGCCAGCGUUACCUGGCAGAUAUCUUUACCACCUGCGUGGACAUUCGCUGGCGCUGGAUGCUGGUCAUAUUCUGCCUUUCUUUCCUGCUGUCAUGGCUGUUUUUUGGCUUUGUCUUUUGGUUGGUGGCUCUCUCUUAUGGGGACUUGGAGAAUGAGACUCAGAUGUGUGUUUCCAACGUGGACAGUUUUACUGCUGCUUUUUUGUUCUCAGUGGAGACACAAACCACAAUUGGUUACGGUUAUCGCUAUGUGACGGAGGAAUGCCCUGUUGCUGUUUUUAUGGUCGUCUUCCAAAGCAUCGUAGGCUGCAUCAUUGAUGCUUUUAUCAUCGGUGCCGUCAUGGCCAAGAUGGCAAAGCCCAAAAAGAGGAAUGAGACGUUGGUGUUCAGUCACUAUGCUACAGUGGCCAUGAGGGACGGCAAGCUUUGCCUGAUGUGGCGGGUGGGAAACCUGAGGAAGAGUCACCUGGUGGAGGCCCACGUAAGGGCCCAACUCCUCAAGUCCCGUACCACUGCCGAGGGAGAGUUCAUCCCUCUGGAUCAGGUAGACAUUGACGUAGGCUUUGACAGUGGCAUUGACAGAAUUUUCUUGGUUUCUCCAAUUACCAUUGUUCAUGAAAUUGAUGAGGACAGCCCAUUUUAUGAGCUGAGCAAGCAGGAGUUGGAAACGUCAGAGUUUGAGAUUGUGGUGAUCCUCGAGGGCAUGGUCGAGGCCACAGCCAUGACUACUCAGUGUCGGAGCUCCUAUAUUGCCAGCGAGAUCCUCUGGGGCCACCGCUUUGAGCCAGUGCUCUUUGAAGAAAAGAACUACUAUAAAGUAGACUAUUCUCGCUUUGACAACACCUAUGAGGUGCCCAGCACGCCCAGCUGUAGUGCCAGGGAACUGGCUGAGAAGAAGUCCACUGCCUCUAGCUCGAGGAACUCCUUUUGUUAUGAGAAUGAAGUGGCUCUUGAAAAAGUUGAAAUGGAGGAGGAGUUUGAGGAGGAAGAAAACAUGGUAAUGAGGGGUGUUGAGGUUUGCGCACUUGAGGACAGAAACACAGAUGAGGUGUUAGACUCUGAAUGCAAUCUUGACUCUUUGCCUUUAGAGUCAAGGCCUUUGACAGCAGAAUCAGAAAUAUGAACCCAAGUUAAAAACUGUCACAGGGUACGUGAAGCUUCGUAUGACUUGGGUCUCGAUUGCUGUGUAUGAAAAUACAGGGCAAAUAAACCCUGCAAUUUGAGUAUGAACUUCUCAGUAUGCAGAAGCUCUCACAUGAAACAACACGUACAGACAAAUGUGUUGUGUAUGGUGAAAGUGGUGAGAGAUUGAGUGGUUGCAUGGUGCCAGAGGAAUAAAAUGGGAUAGAUGCCUUCGCUAAUACACACUGUGCAGUUUGUUUCCGUGCACAAUGCAGAAUAUUUUCCACAGUAAAACAUUUGACUAGAAUAGUCAGUUCAUUUAAUGACUAAAUUUGCCUAUAUAAUUAAUUGCAUAUUCGUAGUUUGCACUUUUCGAUGUGGUUCAUCUAUGGUGUAAUACCUCAUCCUUGUGGAAUAAAUGUCACAAGGUGUGAUUAGCUAGACUAAUUUUAUAUA